Molecule: messenger RNA, 1572 nt
Organism: Closterium sp. Naga37s-1
Lineage: Eukaryota; Viridiplantae; Streptophyta; Zygnematophyceae; Desmidiales; Closteriaceae
Source: the annotation of a GenBank genome assembly
AUGGUCAGCAUGGGAUCUCUCCCCGCGCGGGUGGGGGGAGGUGCAGUCGAAGCUUCGCGCGGAAACGCCGUCAGCUGGCCAGGGGCACGGCCAAGCGGGAAUUGCGGAGCGGAGAAGCCCGGGGCCUGUCGAGGGGUGCGGAACGGCGCCCUCCCCCCUCUCGCGGGCAGAAAAUCGCUCAAAGUCAGUGCGCGCAUGGGAUCCGCCAGUCCUGACCGUGGCUGUUACCGCCGCGCCCGGGGCCAUUCCGCCGACCGCGACGACCCCCAUAUCCAGCCGACUGCGGAUGUGGCGGGGACGGCUCGCGGCGAGCAGAAUCCCAGCGGUGCCCAGGAGAUCCCCUCCCCCGCCUCGCCGGAGAUCGCCGUAGAGAGCGUCGCGCGGGGGAUCGCGCUCGCGACGAACGCCUAUUUUGACCCCCGUGCCCAUCUGGAUGAUGCUGAGGAGAGUGGUGCUGGGGGGAGCGAUGGCGCGCGGGAGAUCGCUGGGCGCCCGCUCCGUUACGAGGAGGAUCGCGCCGCUCAGGAGAACGGCGACGAGGAGAUCGCUGCAGCGGAGGCUGACGCUGCGGGGAACGUCCGCGCCCCUGAUCCGGCUGGCCAGCGAGGCGGUUUGACGCGACCCGAGCAGGGGCCCACGAGUACUCCGGCGAGGUGGGCCACGGGACCCCCCGAAGAGGAAGGGAGAGGCCGCGCUCAAAGCGGCGAAAGGGCUCACUCGCGGAGGGGCGCGCGGGGAGACGUGAACGAGGACCGGCAGGCUCCUGCUCCUGCUGUGCGCUCUCCGCUGUACCCUCCAGUGCAGGAUCGUGACCCGCGGUCGGAUCCAUUACGCCCGAUACUACUGCCGCCGACGCCAGCGCUCCGUCAAAGAGCGAGCGAUGUCGCCGCCGAUCCUCCAACAAGGCGCGCGGGGGCCGCAAGAGGAAGAGAAACGCGGGGAAUUCGUGUGGGACGAGGCAGCAAUCGCCGCGGACGUGGGCGCGGCGCCACGACUCAGAGAAGAGGCGCAAGUAGCUUCGCUAGAGCAGCACAGCGGGCCCUGCGGCAGAGAGCUAGGGAGGGAGGGGAGACACUUGGUGACGAUUCUGGGAAUGGCUCAGCGGGUGAACCCUCCUUUAUCCUCGAAAGGGAGGGGAGUUCGAGUCCCUCGACAGAGGAAGAAGAGGUUGAACCAGCCCAAGGAGUGGGUGAAAUUCCAACUGGGGGCCGAACCGCAUCUGCAAUUCAAACCCCUCGAAAUCGGGCCGCGAGGGGAAACCGAGCCGCCACCAACGCUGGGGUUACCACUACCCCCGACACCCAUGCACCAAUCGUCAGCGCUGACGACCUGGCUGGCCGCCAGGACCUCUUCGCUGACAUCGCCAACUGGGACCUCUGCCCCCUGCGCGAUAGCAGACUGCCACCCCUCACCCGCCACCCACCCCGCCCACUUCGCGAAUCCUUCGCAAUCUGCCUCCUGACCCCAAUACUCCAUCUGGCGAAAAAUCCUGACUCGUCACCUGGUUGGAAGCUGCUGAUGUUUCUCCCGCGUAUCCUGCUGCGCUCCUCGUCAGCCCGCAAACCUGACUGA